AUGAAAAGAUGGGAGAAGGUGAUGUUUUGCGCAAGCAUUGACUCCCCUCGGCAGAUCGAGCAGGUGAAGGCCUCGAUUGAGCGCGCCAAGGGCUUCGAGGCCAAGCGGCAGAAGUUGGACGACGCCACCGUGGCGAGCCUCAACCUCCAUGAGAACGACCACCUCAUCCUCCUCGUUCCUUUGGUGAAGGAGGAAGUGUUGGACCUCCCCUUCGAGGCCCCGUUCUUGACCGGCGCGGCCGCCCCAACCGCCGCCCCUGUCCCCACGCCCACGACACCGCCCGUGGCGCAGCCGCAGCCCAUUGUUGCGCCCGCUGUCGCGCCUCCUGUGGCCUUGGGCACGAGCCCCGGCGCCGCGCCGAUUCCGAUCCCGGGCGGAGGGCAGCUAGACCUUCAGCGGAUGCUCAUGGAGCUGGCCACCGCCUUUACCGCAUCGACAGGCGGGCAGACUCCGCCUGGUGCCGUGCCGCCGAUUCUCACGAUCCCUCCGGUGGUUGGCGGCCCGUUUGCUGUGGGCUCGCCCUCGACUCCUACACCAUCGACCCCACCUCAGCCCGCUGCGGUCCCUGCGCCCGCGCCCGUUGCGCCCCCGGCAGAGCCGGCCCUGCCCGAACCCAAGCCGGAGGACAUACAGAUGCUCACCGAGAUGGGCUUCCCUGCGGAGAGGGCCAAGAAGGCGCUCUGGCUCCACAGGAUGAACCUCGAGGUGGCCAUGGAGUGGCUGCUGAUGCACUCAGAGGACCCCGACGCCGACGCGCCGCUGACCGCUGAGCAAAAGCGACAACUAGUAGCGAUCUACGGCCCGAUGCAAACCAUAGACCCGCGCGUGCAGCAAGCGAUCGCGGCGAAUGUGUGCACCUACGCCGUGACCGGCCCACACUACGCUUCGCAGACCUGGUACCAAUGCUACACGUGCAAUCUCUCUGGCAACGAAGGCUGCUGCGAGGCCUGCGCUCGGGUCUGCCACAAGGGCCAUCAACUCUCCCGACCUCGGACCUCGUCCAGCUUCUACUGCGACUGCGGCGCGGGCGUGCACAGCUUCAAGUGUCGCGCCCUUCGCGUGCCCACCGUCAGCAAGAGCAGCGACGCUUCGUGA
Molecule: messenger RNA, 1095 nt
Organism: Acanthamoeba castellanii str. Neff
Lineage: Eukaryota; Discosea; Longamoebia; Acanthamoebidae
Product: UBA/TS-N domain containing protein
Exons: 10
Coding region: 1-1095 (364 amino acids)
Molecular function (GO): protein binding; zinc ion binding
Source: RefSeq, a predicted model, not a curated record